Sciurus carolinensis (gray squirrel) is the source of this 918-nucleotide messenger RNA. RefSeq names its product GS homeobox 2 (gene Gsx2). The transcript has 2 exons. Gene Ontology annotation, biological process: regulation of DNA-templated transcription. Gene Ontology annotation, cellular component: nucleus. NCBI's taxonomy places the organism in Eukaryota, Metazoa, Chordata, Mammalia, Rodentia, Sciuridae. Gene Ontology annotation, molecular function: sequence-specific double-stranded DNA binding; DNA-binding transcription factor activity, RNA polymerase II-specific. The record is from RefSeq and is a predicted model, not a curated record. Bases 1 to 918 code for a protein of 305 amino acids.
AUGUCGCGCUCUUUCUAUGUCGAUUCGCUCAUCAUCAAGGACUCCUCACGGCCUGCACCCUCGCUGCCCGAACCGCACCCCGGGCCGGAUUUCUUCAUCCCGCUGGGCAUGCCGUCCCCUUUGGUGAUGUCUGUGUCGGGGCCCGGCUGCCCGUCCCGCAAAAGCGGUGCUUUCUGCGUGUGCCCGCUCUGCGUCACUUCGCACCUGCACUCCUCUCGCGCACCCGCAGGCGCUAGUGGAGGGGGCGCAGGGGCUGGGGGUGCAGGGGUCGGGGGCGGCGGCGGGGCGGCAGGGGGCACCGGGGCCCUGCCUCUGCUCAAGAGCCAGUUCUCCUCGGGUCCUGGGGAUGCGCAGUUUUGCCCACGGGUGAGCCACGCGCAUCAUCACCACCACCCGCCACAGCACCACCAUCACCACCAUCAGCCCCAGCAGCCAGGCUCUGCUGCCGCAGCGGCCGCAGCGGCCGCGGCCGCAGCUGCCGCAGCUGCUUUGGGGCACCCGCAGCAUCACGCACCUGUCUGUGCUGCCACCACCUACAACGUGGCGGAUCCGCGGAGAUUCCACUGCCUCACCAUGGGAGGCUCCGACACCAGCCAGGUACCCAACGGCAAGAGGAUGAGAACGGCGUUCACCAGCACUCAGCUCCUGGAGCUGGAGCGGGAAUUCUCCUCCAACAUGUACCUGUCUCGACUCCGGAGGAUCGAAAUCGCUACCUACCUGAACCUGUCGGAGAAGCAGGUGAAAAUCUGGUUUCAGAACCGCCGGGUGAAGCACAAGAAGGAGGGGAAGGGUGCCCAGAGGAACAGUCACGCGGGCUGCAAAUGCGUCGGUAGCCAAGCUCACUACGCGCGUUCGGAGGACGAGGACUCCUUGUCCCCAGCCUCCGCUAACGAAGACAAGGAGAUUUCCCCUUUAUGA